ACAAAUUAAAAAAAAGGCUCAGCCCUUUUUCUUCUUCUUUUUUUUCAUUUUAAAUUAUUCUUCUUCUGCUUCUGCUCUUCAUUUCUCUCCAGGUUCAACUUGGCUUUGGUCUUUCUUGUGAAGAGUUACGAUGAUGUUUAACGAGAUUGGGAUGUGUGGAAACAUGGAUUUCUUCUCUUCUGGAUCCCUUGGUGAAGUUGAUUUCUGUCCUGCUCCACAAGCUGAGCCUGAUUCUAUUGUUGAAGACGACUAUACUGAUGAUGAGAUUGAUGUUGAUGAACUUGAGAGGAGGAUGUGGAGGGACAAAAUGAGGCUUAAACGUCUCAAGGAACAGGAUAAGAGCAAAGAAGGAGUUGAUGCUGCCAAACAGAGGCAGUCUCAAGAGCAAGCUAGGAGGAAGAAGAUGUCUAGAGCUCAAGAUGGGAUCUUGAAGUAUAUGCUGAAGAUGAUGGAAGUUUGUAAAGCUCAAGGCUUUGUUUACGGGAUCAUUCCUGAAAAUGGGAAACCUGUCACUGGUGCAUCUGAUAAUCUCCGGGAGUGGUGGAAAGAUAAGGUCAGGUUUGAUCGUAAUGGUCCUGCCGCUAUUACGAAAUACCAAGCCGAAAACAAUAUCCCGGGGAUUCACGAAGGUAACAAUCCCAUUGGACCGACUCCGCACACCCUGCAGGAACUUCAAGACACGACUCUUGGAUCGCUUUUGUCGGCGUUGAUGCAACACUGUGAUCCUCCUCAGAGACGGUUCCCUUUGGAGAAAGGAGUUCCUCCUCCGUGGUGGCCUAACGGGAAAGAGGAUUGGUGGCCUCAACUCGGUUUGCCUAAAGAUCAAGGUCCUGCACCUUACAAGAAGCCUCAUGAUUUGAAGAAGGCGUGGAAAGUCGGCGUUUUGACUGCAGUUAUCAAGCAUAUGUUUCCUGAUAUUGCUAAGAUCCGUAAGCUCGUGAGGCAAUCCAAGUGCUUGCAGGAUAAGAUGACUGCUAAAGAGAGUGCUACUUGGCUUGCCAUUAUUAACCAAGAGGAGUCUUUGGCUCGUGAGCUUUAUCCUGAGUCUUGUCCACCUAUUACUUUGUCUGGCGGAAGUUGCUCGCUUCUGAUGAAUGAUUGCAGUCAAUACGAUGUUGAAGGUUUUGAGAAGGAGCCUCACUAUGGAGUGGAAGAGCUCAAGCCAGAAAAAGUGAUGACUUCUUCUAACUUUGGGAUGGCUGCUAAAAUCCAUGACUUUCCUGUCAAAGAAGAAGUCCCUACAGGAAACUCGGAAUUCAUUAGAAAGAGGAAGCCGAACAGGGAUCUGAACACUGUAAUGGACAGAACGGUCUUCACCUGUGAAAACCUUGGAUGUGUGCAUAGCGAAAUCAGCCGGGGAUUUCUGGAUAGGAACUCAAGAGACAACCAUCAGAUGGGUUGUCCACAUCGAGACAGUUGCUUACCCUAUGGAGCAGCAGCAUCCAGGUUCCAUGUCAAUGAAGUCAAGCCUGUAGUUGGAUUUUCUCAGCCAAGGCCAGUGAACUCGGUGGCCCAACCAAUCGACUUAACAGGUAUGGGAGUUCCUGAAGAUGGACAGAAGAUGAUAUCUGAGCUCAUGUCUAUGUACGACAGAAACGUUCAGAGCAACCAAACUUCUGUGGUCAUGGAAAGUCAAAGCGUGUCACUGCUUCAGCCAACAAUCCAGAAUCAUCAAGAACAGCUUCAGUUCCCAGGAAACAUGGUGGAAGGAAGUUUCUUUGAAGACCUGAACAUCCCAAACAGAGCAAACAACAAUAACAGCAGCAAUCAAACGUUCUUCCAAGGGAACAACAACAACGGGUUUAAGUUCGACACUGCACAUCACAACAACUUUGAAGCUGCACAUAACAACAACAACAACAACAGUAGCAGUAACAGGUUCCAGCUUGUGUUUGAUUCUACACCGUUCGAUAUGGCGUCAUUCGAUUACAGAGAUGAUAUGUCAAUGCCAGGAGUAGUAGGAACGAUGGAUGGUAUGCAGCAGAAGCAGCAAGACGUAUCUAUAUGGUUCUAAGACUUGGUAGUAGAUUUCAUCUUCUCUUAUUUUUAUCUUUUAUGUUCUUACAUUCACUCAACCAUGUAAUAUUUUUCUGGGUAUCUCUCUGUCACUAUCGCUUGUUAUGUGUUUGUAAGAGUCUCUAAAACUCUCUGUUACUGUGUGUCUUGUCUCGGCUGGUGAAUCUCUCUCACUAUCUGUUUCUUUUAGUUACACACCCAACUUGGGGAUGAACGAACACUAAAUGUAAGUUUUCAUAUCAUAUAUAAUAUAAUAUAUAUUUGCAAUU
This is a messenger RNA of Capsella rubella, 2285 nucleotides long. RefSeq names its product protein ETHYLENE INSENSITIVE 3. Gene Ontology annotation, molecular function: DNA-binding transcription factor activity; DNA binding. Bases 131 to 2014 code for a protein of 627 amino acids. Gene Ontology annotation, cellular component: nucleus. The transcript has 2 exons. NCBI's taxonomy places the organism in Eukaryota, Viridiplantae, Streptophyta, Magnoliopsida, Brassicales, Brassicaceae. The record is from RefSeq and is a predicted model, not a curated record.